CAACUUUUUGACUAAAGCAAUCUCCACGCGCCAGUAGUCGUUGACAAUAAAUUUCAGUUUCACACAAAAAUCUCGCCUGAUCUAUCCGCGAGCGAAAACUGGUUAAAGUUUCCGAGAAUCCGAAAAUUUCCCGGGAAAAAAACCCAAACGGAAAAAAAAAAAAAAAAAAAAAAAAAAAAAAAAAAAAAGGAAAAUGCACGAUUUCUGCUUCACCAUUCCGUACGGGCUGAUCGUGGCGAUUGGAGGCGUGAUCGGGUAUCUGAAGAAGGGGAGCACAGCUUCUCUCGGUGGAGGCGUGGGCACUGGAUUGGUGCUCAUUCUCGCCGGCUCUCUCAGCCUCAAGGCCUUCGAGAGGAGGAAGAAUUCCUACUUCGCUUUGAUUCUCGAGACAGUAUGUGCAGCCGCACUGACGACAGUAAUGGGGCAGCGCUAUUUGCAAACUUCUAAGAUUAUGCCAGCUGGUGUUGUUGCCGGUAUCAGUGCUCUCAUGACUUUGUUUUAUUUGUACAAAAUUGCAACUGGCGGGAACCAUAUUCCUGCCAAGGCCGAAUGAAUGAAGGCGUCUAAGCAUCUCAUUUUGAUACUUCUAGUCGAUGUUUUUGGGCCGCACUUACACGGAUGCUUCCAUCAGAUAUUAGACUUUUAAAGAAACUUUUGCUGCUUGGCACUUUGCUAGCAAUUUGUGUGUCAUAACGGUUUAAGGAAUUAUGUCUUUGAAGAUGAAGAGAACCUGAUUCUAACUGCAGCCUAGCUGUUAUUAUUCUGACACUCCUUUGUAUUCUUCUUUGAAUCAAUUUGAAUUCUGAAGUGAUACUAUAUAAUGGACAUACUUCCUUUAUAUGAUUGCAGAGAAUGCUCUUUAAAAUAACACAAAUACCUUCUGAUUUCCA
Morus notabilis is the source of this 890-nucleotide messenger RNA. RefSeq names its product protein FATTY ACID EXPORT 5. The record is from RefSeq and is a predicted model, not a curated record. Bases 194 to 553 code for a protein of 119 amino acids. Lineage: Eukaryota; Viridiplantae; Streptophyta; Magnoliopsida; Rosales; Moraceae. The transcript has 3 exons. Gene Ontology annotation, cellular component: membrane.